This is a messenger RNA of Geosmithia morbida, 1731 nucleotides long. Its product is annotated as tRNA modification GTPase. The transcript is spliced from 2 exons. Gene Ontology annotation, biological process: tRNA wobble uridine modification; tRNA methylation. The record is from RefSeq and is a predicted model, not a curated record. The coding region runs from base 1 to 1731 and encodes 576 amino acids. Gene Ontology annotation, molecular function: GTP binding; protein binding; GTPase activity. Gene Ontology annotation, cellular component: mitochondrion; cytoplasm. NCBI's taxonomy places the organism in Eukaryota, Fungi, Ascomycota, Sordariomycetes, Hypocreales, Bionectriaceae.
AUGCUCUGGCGCACCCUUCAGCCCAGGGGACUCACCGGAAGUCUGCGCCGCAUCUCGCCCGUCUGCAGUUCCAUCUCAUCGCAGAAGCCAUGGCUCAAUAGGGGAGGACGCACCGCAAGGCCGAACUUGGCCUCACACAGCCGCUUACGGCUCUACAGCGCCAGCGCCUCUGGUUUCUCCCCAAUAGACGAUACGGUCUAUGCUCUGUCAACGGCGCAGGGGAGGGCAGCCAUCGCCGUCAUCCGUGUCUCGGGACCCUCCUGCCUGGAUGUAUACAAGGCUUUAUGCCCAGGAAAGGUGGUCCCAAGGCCUAGAGUGGCCACAGUGCGCUCUCUGUACGACCCUGAGGCUUCCUCGGCAGACGCCUCGGCCGUCCUGGACGCAGAGGCCCUAGUUCUCUAUUUCCCAGGUCCCAGAACUGUGACAGGUGAUGAUGUGCUAGAGCUCCAUGUACACGGCGGCCCUGCCACUGUCAAGUCUGUCCUAUCCGCGGUGCCUCGCUGCAUACCCACGCCAUCUGACGGCGAGGGCCCGCCGCGCAUAGUUCGCUAUGCCGAGCCCGGAGAGUUCACCAAGCGAGGCUUUGUCAACGGUCGUCUAGACCUAGCCCAGAUUGAGUCCCUGAGUGACACGCUGGCUGCCGAGACGGAGCAGCAGCGCCGAGCGGCCGUCCGCGGCAAUUCUGGUCGUUUGGGACGCACGUACGACGGAUGGCGCGAGCAACUAAUCUAUGCGCGUGGCGAGAUCGAGGCUCUAAUUGACUUUUCCGAGGAUCAGCAUUUCGACGAGCCGCAGUCAGAACUUCUCUCCAGUGUCACCUCGCAGAUUGAGUCGAUGCUGCAUAGCAUCAAUCUACAUGAGCAAGGCAGCCAACGAAGUGAGCUUCUUCGCGGGGGCAUCCGUAUCGCACUCUUGGGUCCGCCCAAUGUGGGGAAGAGCUCCCUGAUGAACUUGGUGGUUGGCCGUGAAGCGUCUAUCGUGUCGGGCGAGGCUGGCACGACACGCGACAUUGUCGAGGCCAGCCUCGACAUGCGUGGGUACCUAUGCUGCUUUGCCGACACGGCCGGCGUCCGAUCAUCUGGAGACGAUGGGUCAGUGGGUGCCAUCGAGGAGGAAGGCAUCCGCCGAGCUAUGAAGAAGGCUCGAGAGGCCGACGUAGUUAUAGUCUUGGCAUCGGUUGAGCAAGGCCCCGGCGGUCCAGCCAUCUGCUUUGAUGAGAGGACGCUCGACCUGGCCGCUCAGGCCAAGUCCAGCAUAGCGGUCCUCAACAAGAUCGACGCCGUGAGUCCAGAGAUAUUGAAGACUCUGAUAGAUGAAUUCCAGCAGACUGUUGCCAAGUGGAGUCCCGAACUAGCAGCCGGCGGCGUGGUGGGGAUAUCUUGCAGGCAGGCCGAGGCCGCGGGGAGUGUGGUCGGAGCAAAAGACCUGGGUGGCAUACAGUCCCUCAUCGACGGCCUGGUGUCCUGCUUCUCGCGCAUGACGGCCAUGCCCGUCGACAUGCAGGACCUGUUGGGCGUGACAGAGAGGCAGCGGCAGCUGCUGGUCAAGUGUCGUGGGCACCUCGAGGACUUCAUGGCCGAAGCGCGGCCUGACGAUGACUCUGAGAGGGAUUCCGACGCGGUGCUGGCGGCUGAACACCUCCGUUACGCGGCCAAUUGCCUGUCUCGUAUUACGGGGAGGGGUGAUGCUGGUGAUGUGGAGGAUGUGCUAGGCGUCGUUUUUGAAAAGUGA